This is a messenger RNA of Trifolium pratense (red clover), 2785 nucleotides long. RefSeq names its product cyclic nucleotide-gated ion channel 4-like. NCBI's taxonomy places the organism in Eukaryota, Viridiplantae, Streptophyta, Magnoliopsida, Fabales, Fabaceae. Bases 649 to 2676 code for a protein of 675 amino acids. The record is from RefSeq and is a predicted model, not a curated record. The transcript is spliced from 8 exons.
AAACUCAUAUAAAGAGUCUCCGAGACAAGGCAAACUUGUCAUGUAGACUAACAAAUUUGUUGUACAAAGUCAUAUAUACAUGGUUAUAUAUUGUGGCUGUAAUAUUGCUAGUGGUCCGUAUAGCUUACCUCAUUACACCACAAUUGCAGUGUGAUUUUCAAUCACAUGUGUGAUCAUAUAUCGUAACCACAUCAGACAUUUUCGAUCAUAUUCAUUUAAAUCUUUUCACUGAAAAUUAAAAUUGUAGAAGCUCAAAUUCCAAUCUAUGUCAAAUCUAACAAAAUGUUUUACUUUUAACAAUAUCUCAUAUGUGUAUUUGAAACACCUCUCAACUCAAUCUGUAUUUAUAGGGAAAAUUGAGACUCUACUAAUUAGUAGAUAAAUACAUGUUUUAUGAAAAUUUAGAAUUAUUUCAUAUUGCAACAACUACAAUAACAACUAAAUCUGCGACCGCAAUCAAAAUUUAGAACCAACGGACACGCAUUAGGGAAAACAAAUCUUAGCAAAGGGGCAUUUUACAUUACCAGUACUAUGCAGCCCGUAUUAUAGUACCUAGCUAGUGUCCGUUAUUUCAACUCAAACAACAUUUGCCAUUAAAAACAGAAAUCCCUGCCUAACACUCUUCUCUCUCUCUAUAUCCAUCCAUUCAUGGCCACCACAACAACUGAACAACACACCUCACGUGCUUCACACAUGCACGACACCACCACAGACAACGAAGACGACACAAUUACCGACAGUGAGCUGGAGACUCACACCGAUGAGGAAGACGAUGAAGAAGAAGAAGAACAGAAACCUGUGAACUAUAGAAGCUCAAUAACUUCUGCAGGUAUUAGUAGAAUUGUGGAUCCAAGAGCAAAAUGGGUGCAAGAAUGGAACAGAGUCUUCUUACUAGUAUGUGCAGCAGGGUUGUUUGUAGACCCACUGUUCUUCUAUGCUCUUAAUAUCAGUGACUCAUUUAUGUGUCUCUUCAUCGACGGUUGGUUCGCCGUCACAGUUACGGUGCUCCGUUGCAUGACUGAUGCUUUGCACCUUUGGAAUAUGUUCCUCCGUUUUAAGACGGCCAAACGCAGCUCAUUAACAUUCGCCACCAGUUCGGCCACCGCAGAUGCUGGCUGUUCCGUCGCUCUUGGUUAUCUUAAGUCCCGCCGGGGAUUUUUCUUUGACCUCUUCGUUAUUCUUCCAAUACCUCAGAUUGUGCUUUGGGUAGGAAUUCCUUCUUUGUUGGAGCAAGGUUCAGUUACUUUGGUGAUGACAAUAUUAUUGAUUGUAUUUCUCUUUCAAUACCUUCCCAAAAUUUACCACUCUGUAUGCCAUCUACGACGCACACAAAACCUCUCUGGCUAUAUUUUUGGAACUGUUUGGUGGGGAAUUGCCCUUAACAUGAUCGCGUAUUUUGUUGCUUCCCAUGCUGCAGGGGCAUGUUGGUACUUGUUGGGGAUCCAAAGAGCAGCCAAAUGUCUCAAAGAGCAAUGUUUGAAAACAAAUGGUUGUGGCAAUCAAAUAUUGUCUUGUCAUAAGCCAAUAUAUUAUGGAAGUACAAGUUUAUUGAAUAGGGAUAUAGCAAGAUUGGCAUGGGCAAAGAACAGGGAAGCAAGGUCUACAUGCUUAAAUGGUCCUGAUAACUUCAAUUAUGGUGCUUAUAGAUGGACUGUUCAACUUGUCACUAAUGAUAAUCGACUAGAAAAAGUACUUUUCCCAAUUUUUUGGGGACUAAUGACUCUCAGCACUUUCGGAAACCUUGAGAGCACGACGGAUUGGCUAGAAGUAGUUUUCAACAUCAUAGUCUUAACGAGUGGCCUUCUUCUCGUCACUAUGUUGAUUGGAAACAUCAAGGUGUUUUUGCAUGCAACAACAUCAAAGAAGCAAGUGAUGCAAUUGAAAAUGAGGAAUGUUGAAUGGUGGAUGAGAAAAAAACAUUUGCCACAAGGGUUUCGACAACGUGUGCGUAACUAUGAAAGACAACGUUGGGCUGCUAUGCGUGGUGUUGAUGAAUGUGAGAUGACCAAAAAUCUUCCUGAAGGUCUAAGAAGAGACAUUAAAUACCAUCUAUGUUUGGAUUUGGUGAGACAGGUGCCAUUGUUUCAACAUAUGGAUGAACUUGUUCUAGAGAACAUAUGUGACCGAGUGAAAUCUCUUAUAUUCACCAAGGGAGAAACAAUAGCUAGAGAAGGAGACCCAGUUCAAAGAAUGCUAUUUGUAGUGAGGGGUCAUCUUCAAAGCAGCCAAGUUCUAAGAGAUGGGUUGAAAAGUUAUUGCAUGUUAGGACCAGGAAAUUUCACUGGGGAUGAGCUCCUUUCAUGGUGUUUGAGGAGACCCUUUAUAGAGAGACUUCCAUUGUCAACAUCAACACUUGUCACACUUGAAACAACAGAGGCUUUUGGUCUUGAAGCUGAGGAUGUCAAGUACGUGACACAACAUUUCAGGUACACAUUUGUGAAGGAAAAGGUGAAGAGAAGUGCUAGGUAUUACUCACCAGGGUGGAGAACUUGGGGUGCUGUGGCAAUUCAAUUGGCAUGGAGAAGAUACAGGCAUAGAUUGACUUUGAACUCAUUGUCAUUUAUAAGACCUAGGAGACCCUUGUCAAGAUGUUCUUCAUUGGGAGAGGAUAGGCUUCGACUCUACACAGCUUUGUUAACUUCACCAAAGCCUAAUCAAGAUGAUUUUGACUUUUGAGAACAAGUGUGGUGUCAAUUUGAAUUGCAUAUUCUUAGGAGUUGAAGAAAAAAAAAUGUAGACAUAUUAUUAUUAUUAUUAUUAUUAUUAUAUAUUAUUAUUAUUAUUA